CGCAGCGCGGGCAAGGAUGGCUCGGCAGCCCCGGGGCUUUCUGCAGGAGGCCUCUCACCAAGUCGUCGCCGGAGGCUCGGCGGGUCUUGUAGAAAUUUGCCUGAUGCAUCCCCUUGAUGUAGUAAAAACAAGGUUCCAAAUUCAAAGAGGGAAAACUGAUCCAACCAGUUACAAGAGCCUGGGGGACUGUUUUAGGACUAUUUUCCAACGAGAAGGAUUACUUGGCUUCUACAAAGGAAUACUUCCUCCCAUUUUGGCUGAGACACCUAAAAGGGCAGUGAAGUUUUUUACCUUUGAACAAUACAAGAAGCUUCUGGGAUAUGCAUCACUGCCACCAGGGCUGGCAUUUGCAGUUGCUGGCUUGGGAUCUGGGUUGACAGAGGCAGUUGUGGUUAACCCGUUUGAAGUAGUGAAGGUUACCUUACAGACCAAUCAGAAUGCUUUCACAGAGCAACCAUCUAGCUUUGUUCAAGCUCAGCAGAUCAUUAAAACCGGUGGUCUGGGCUCCCAAGGACUCAACAAAGGCCUCACUGCAACACUGGGCCGUCACGGAGUGUUUAACAUGGUUUACUUUGGAUUCUACUUCAAUGUGAAAAACAUUCUUCCAGUCAAUAAAGAUCCAAAUUUGGAGUUUUUGAGGAAAUUUGGAAUUGGGCUAGUCUCAGGAACAAUAGCCUCAAUUAUUAACAUUCCUUUUGAUGUUGCAAAAAGUAGGAUUCAAGGACCACAGCCAGUUCCUGGAGAGAUCAAGUACAGAACCUGUUUUAAAACUAUGGCAACAGUCUAUAAAGAGGAAGGAUUUCUGGCUCUGUACAAAGGCUUGCUUCCCAAGAUCAUGAGGCUCGGUCCAGGUGGUGCAGUGAUGCUUUUGGUUUACGAAUAUGUUUAUGCAUGGCUUCAGGACGCAGUUAAUCACAAGGAGCAUUUCUGAAAAAAAUACUCUUUAAAAUUGCAUGCAUUCUAAAAUACUCUAUAAUAAAGCAAAAGUGAUUCUUAUCCUUUAUGGUGUUGA
Melozone crissalis (California towhee) is the source of this 1012-nucleotide messenger RNA. It is a transcript of the gene SLC25A21, whose product is annotated as solute carrier family 25 member 21. Lineage: Eukaryota; Metazoa; Chordata; Aves; Passeriformes; Passerellidae. Gene Ontology annotation, biological process: transmembrane transport. Bases 17 to 931 code for a protein of 304 amino acids. The record is from RefSeq and is a predicted model, not a curated record. The transcript is spliced from 10 exons.